AUGGCUAUCCGACUGUGUGGAAUGAACUCAGAAGAGACCAUGACUCUGACCAAGGAAAUGGUAGCUUCAGGAUGUGUGCUGACAUGGCCAGAAGAAUGGCGUGGGUUGUUGGUGGACAAGCAUUCAACAGGAGGGGUUGGAGACAAAGUAAGCCUGCCUCUGGCACCAGCACUCGCUGCCUGUGGAUGCAAGGUUCCAAUGAUCAGUGGAAGAGGACUGGGACAUACUGGUGGCACACUGGAUAAGUUGGAAUCAGUUCCAGGGUUUAGCUCCAGGCACAGCCCUGAGCAGAUGUUAGAAAUCCUUCACUCUGUUGGCUGUUGUAUUGUUGGGCAGUCUGAAAAUCUUGUCCCAGCAGAUAAGAUACUCUAUGAGAUGCGAGAUGUUACAGCGACAGUGGACAGUUUGCCUCUGAUAACAGCCUCAGUGAUGAGCAAAAAGGUGGCUGAAAGCCUUUCUGCACUGAUCCUUGAUGUCAAGUUUGGUGAAGCAGCUCAAAGUCCAACCAUUGAAGAUGCAAGAAGGCUGGCACAUAGUCUUGUGAGUGUAGGAGUCUCUCUUGGAAUCCCUACAAUUGCUUUAAUAACUAAUAUGGAUAAUCCAAUCGGUCAUUGCGUUGGAAACAGUUUGGAAGUUAUUGAAGCACUGAAAUGUCUGGAAGGAAAAGGGCCAGAAGAUCUCAGGGAACUUGUCACACGCACAGGUGGAUACCUCCUCUGGCUUUGUGGUCAGGCUGUGUCAGACUCUCAAGGUGCUGAGAAAAUUGCCAAAGUGUUGGAUGAUGGAUCUGCUUUGCAAUGUUUCCGAAAGAUGAUGGAGGCUCAAGGGGUGCAGCCUGACAUAGCAAGGAGUCUUAAUUCUAACAGCAAUUUGGGAAACGCAUCUCACAUAGAAGAGCUGAUAGUGCAGACAACAGGUCAGCAUGUUUAUCUCACUCACAAUGGCAGUCUGUCAUUACAUAGGUAUGAUGUAUAA
This is a messenger RNA of Staurois parvus, 975 nucleotides long. The record is from the annotation of a GenBank genome assembly. Lineage: Eukaryota; Metazoa; Chordata; Amphibia; Anura; Ranidae.